UGAAGAACUGGUGCGGAGGUCUUACACACUUUGCAUCCGAGCCUUAGGCGACGAUGGCGGCGGAGACCUCGGUGCCAUCUCUGCUUGCUCUGGCCGACCUCCUCUCCGGUCCCCGCGAUGAAGACGAGGAGGAGGACGAACUUGGCCAGGGUUCAUCUUCAGCAGCAAGCAACAUGGGGCCAGGGCAUAUUGGACCUCUGAAGACCAUGGAGCCUGCAACCAACAUCUGUGUGAAAUAUGGAAAUAGCAAAGAGAUCUGGAGUGCAGAAGAGGUACCAGAGGGAUCAGAGUAUGAUGACUCCUGGGACUCCAGAGAACAACCUGAAUAUGAAAUUUUGUUCAAGCAGCAGGUGGCAGCUGAGGACCUGUUCCUGGGCAUGAACAGAAAGGACCCUUCCACAGCCUGUUGUGAGGACAUGCUGAUUAAAAUCAAACUGCCAGAUACGAAGGCUUCAGACAUCACUCUUGAUAUCAAGGAAAAGGUUCUUGAUCUUCGGAGCCCCCAGAAGAAGCUCCUCUUGCAUCUCCCACACCCUGUGGACCCCAACUGUGGAAAGGCCUGUUUCCUCUCUGAAAAUGGCAUUCUGGAAGUCACCCUGCGCAUGAAGCGAGAGUUUGAUUUCAUCAACAUUGCUUGAAGAGAAUGGAAUGGAAAGCUCCAUAAAAGGGGUGGAGGGAUGGUCCCUUCUCUCCUGUUCAGCAGCUUCUUGGCAAUGAGAGUGCAAAGAGGGCAGUUCUGUAUCCGUUUGAAAAGGACCACUAGAGCAGCCUUAGUGACCGGUAGCUAAUACUGACAAUGUAUGGAAUCAUUUCUCCAAAAGGCAAAACGGUUCGCUCCCAUCAGCACUGAGCCUGGCAAUGCAGCCGAGCUGGCAUCACUGGUGGGGGACAAUGGUAGGAAUCUCCUCUGGAAACAGGAAAGCUUCUGUGGAUGUUUGGCUGCACCUCUGUAAACAACAAUAACUCUUAAAAGUGAUGGUUGAAUAAGUCAAACUGGCAAGCAGUAAAUUGAUGACCAUAGCAUAGGAAAGUAAGAAAUAUAACACAUGUAUGCAGUUCCAACAGCUGCUGUGAACAGUGGAAGAGCAUGUGAAGGCCUCACUGAGUGUUUAUUCUGGCCUGCUGUGUCCUACUUCUCAGAUCUAGUUACAGAAAACUGUUAAAGACAGAGGAAAGAAGCACUUCAUUCACCAAUCUGGGAUUGAUCCUGUACCAUUCAUUAGCAUAACCAGGCUGCAAUUGACAAGAGGAAGAGCU
Molecule: messenger RNA, 1257 nt
Organism: Eublepharis macularius
Lineage: Eukaryota; Metazoa; Chordata; Lepidosauria; Squamata; Eublepharidae
Gene: DNAAF6
Product: dynein axonemal assembly factor 6
Exons: 7
Coding region: 54-638 (194 amino acids)
Biological process (GO): flagellated sperm motility; axonemal dynein complex assembly
Cellular component (GO): cytoplasm
Molecular function (GO): protein-folding chaperone binding; dynein intermediate chain binding
Source: RefSeq, a predicted model, not a curated record